Dendroctonus ponderosae (mountain pine beetle) is the source of this 1965-nucleotide messenger RNA. It is a transcript of the gene Hexo2, whose product is annotated as chitooligosaccharidolytic beta-N-acetylglucosaminidase. NCBI's taxonomy places the organism in Eukaryota, Metazoa, Arthropoda, Insecta, Coleoptera, Curculionidae. The transcript is spliced from 11 exons. Gene Ontology annotation, molecular function: beta-N-acetylhexosaminidase activity. The coding region runs from base 153 to 1907 and encodes 584 amino acids. Gene Ontology annotation, cellular component: membrane. Gene Ontology annotation, biological process: carbohydrate metabolic process; glycosaminoglycan metabolic process; ganglioside catabolic process. The record is from RefSeq and is a predicted model, not a curated record.
ACAUUUCAAUUCAGCGUUAUCAGUUACUGAUUAAGCACAGCUUUACUAAUUUGAUGACAUUAAUUCUAAUUAAUUCGGCUGAAGUAAAUUUGUAGGCGUGCAUUCGCAAAGCGGUCGCCUGAGUUAAAUUUAAUUUAGUGUUUAUAAGCAAGAUGAAAGUCCGAUGGGGUAUUUUACAACUAAUUUUCAUGUUACCGCUUUCAUAUGGAUGGGUAUGGGAAUGCGAUACAAAAUCCAAUUCCUGCUAUAGAAAGCGACGAUUGACGAGCAGCGAUAGUUUUUAUGAAAAUGUUGAUAUUUGUCGAUUGGCAUGCGAUCCCAAAGGAAAUAUUUGGCCGCAACCUUCGAAUUUGUCUGUGACCAAUCACGAUCUGGUUUACAUAGCAGUGCAAUGCUCAGUACUCUCCUGGUCAGCGCCUUCAGAGAAAUCGUCGGCUUUUCUAGAAGAAAUUGUCGGAUACUUCAAAGACGUUGUAAAUUUGAAUGAACAUAAUGGAUGUUAUGGAUAUAUUUUAGUGAUCAAUUUGAUUGCCGCGAGUCCUUCCUUGCUCCUCAAUUGGGAAACUAAUGAAGCUUACCAGUUGACAAUAAGCACAAAUAAUUCCUUACAAACUGUGGAAGUUAAUAUUGUCGCAGAUUCUGUUUAUGGUGUGCGACAUGGGGUUGAAACACUGCUUCAGCUAAUACCUUCGUUGGAUUCAGGAGACGACAUUUUUUAUGUAACAUUAAAGGGGCUUUCUAUUGAAGAUAAACCCCGUUUCAAACAUCGAGGGUUGCUGUUAGAUUCGGCUCGAAACUACCUAUCCUUGGACGUUAUUAAAAAGAACAUUGUCGCUAUGGGCAUGUCGAAAAUGAAUGUGCUACAUUGGCAUAUAAGUGAUACGCAAAGUUUCCCAUUUAUUUCCAAAACACUUCCGAAUAUGUCAAGUUAUGGCGCGUACAGCAUCAAUCAGACUUACGCCCCCAAGCAAGUAAAAGAACUCUUAAACUUUGCAAAAUUGCACGGCGUUCGAAUUAUUCCGGAAAUAGAUGGGCCGGCUCAUGCUGGAAGUGGAUGGCAAUGGGGACCUGAUGCUGGACUAGGAGACUUGGUAGUGUGCUACAAUCAACAACCCUACCGCUCCUAUUGCAUCCAACCACCAUGUGGCCAAAUGAAUCCAGCAAAUCCUAAUUUAUACAGCGUGUUAACAAGCCUAUAUUCCGAUAUAAUUGACUUAUGGACUGAAUCCGAUGUUUUUCACAUGGGCGGGGACGAAGUUUUCGUGCCAUGCUGGAAUUCCAGCGAAGAAGUUCUUCGUUAUAUUGGGCCGAAUAGAUCAGAGGAAGUGUUUAUGGAUCUAUGGGCUGAAUAUCAGAGGAAAGCUUUAAAUGCGUACGAUGUAGCAAACAAAAAUGUCACAUCUUCAAUCAUCCUAUGGACCAGUACUCUAACUGAUCCAGAUCGCAUAGUAAAAUACCUUCCAAGCAACAGAUAUGUUAUUCAAACAUGGGUCCCGAAAUCCGAUCCACUUCCAGAACAGUUGCUUAAAUUGGGAUAUAAACUCAUAAUAUCAACGAAAGACAGUUGGUAUUUGGAUCAUGGAUUUUGGGGAACUACGCUCUAUUAUAACUGGAGGACUGUAUAUGAUAACACCAUUUCAACAGAUUCGUCAGUUUUAGGUGGAGAGGUUUGCAUGUGGGGCGAACUAGCUGAUGAUAAUAACGUUGAAUCGAAAGUUUGGCCCAGAGCAGCUGCAGCAGCUGAAAGACUCUGGGCUAAUCCAUCAACACCUGCCAUCAACGCAACAUCUCGAUUUUUCAGUCAUAAUGAUAGACUAGCAAGAAGGGGAUUACGAACGUCUCCUUUGGCUCCGCAGUUUUGCGCUAAAAGCAAUGAGGACUGCACUAGUUACAUCUUAAGACAGUGAAGUUAUUAGAGUUGUAAACUAUGAAUGAAAAUAAACGAACCAUGGGAUUUAAACAAAA